Messenger RNA from Pestalotiopsis fici W106-1, 1674 nucleotides. RefSeq lists its product as uncharacterized. Lineage: Eukaryota; Fungi; Ascomycota; Sordariomycetes; Amphisphaeriales; Sporocadaceae. The coding region runs from base 1 to 1674 and encodes 557 amino acids. The transcript is spliced from 2 exons. The record is from RefSeq and is a predicted model, not a curated record.
AUGCCUGCCAAAAAGCGUCGCAGUACAUCUGCUGCGGCAUCCGACGAUUCUUCUGCGCCUGCCAGUGCACCUGCCAGUGCUCCUGCCAGUGCUCCUGCCAGUGCUCCUGCCAGUGCGCCUGCCAACGCCCCUCCCAGAGGUCCUGUUAUCCACAAGCCUCUGGACACUGCGCGCAAUGACGACGCAGCUGCCACACCCGAGAACCUGCUCGCGGUAUUGAACGAAGCUCGCCAAAUGGUCAAGCAAAAGUACCCUGAAAUGACAAAGUCUGACAUUGACCGACUGGUCAGAGGUCCGCCCAUUGACGACAACUGGACUCUAGAGGAUGAGCAAAAGUCCAGAGAUGACUGGGAUAAUGAUCCCAUGAAGACACAUUUGCUGGAAGCCAAGCAUACCAAACUUGGUGCAUCAUGGCGAUACAGCGUUCGCUUCUACGGGACCUUUGUUGAGGAUAUCAUUGGACCACGCUUCAAUUUGGUCUACGACUCAAGCAGUCAUGCAACCGUGGUUGUGGUCGAUGGCAUAUCCGUCAAACAUCCAUAUUGGUCGGCUCCCUUUUGUGAAGCCCUACUUCCUCUGCUGAGCCAUGACAUGUGGCAAAACCAGCCCGGUGCUGCAGCGGUUUGUCUACAAUAUGUAGUCAAGUGUCGUACAAACGACCAACGUGCCAUGAGAUGGCCACGCGAAAACUAUACUACAGACAAGUUUUUUGACAUAUUCGCAGACGUCACGGAAUGCUUGAAUACCGGCCAAGCAUCCGUCAAGGACAUUCACAUUCAAGUCCGACAUAAGCUCGGUGAAAUUCAGUCGCCGUGGUCCAGACUCUUUGAGGAAAUCGAGGCACUGUGUUUCAGGGAACAGGUGGCUCCCAAGACAACACCACCCGUGUCACAAAAUGACAUUGGUUUGUAUUCUCACGCAGCCAAAGCCGAAAAGACCCCAAGUCCCGCACUCCUUUCCGAUAUUCCUUUGGAUGCUGAUCCAGACCAAGAAAUGGCAGAUUCCGAAAUUCCAGAAUCUCGCCCCGGUUCCCCUGCUCAAAUGAAGACGAGACAAGCCGACGGGCCUCGUACCACAGUAGGACUUGCCAUGCCCGAUCCAGCACAAGCUGAUGGGCCUCACCCCACACCAGGACUUGCCAUGCCUGAGCCAGGAUUGGCUUCACAGCUUCCUACAUUACAACAGGAUGAGCCAAUGGGCAAUACGGCACCUACAUCACAGCAGGAUGAGCCAAUGGGUAACACGGUUCCUGAGCAAAGCAGCAGGCCAAGUAUCCCCCAUGUUUCUUCACACGAACUCUCAAGAGAGGCGCCUCGUAGCUCAAACACCAUGUCCAGUCACAGCGAGGCAUUGCCCCUCCUGAUUACCUCUUCAAAUAUUGCCAUACCAAGUCAGGAGAUGGAGCACGAUGCACCAGAAGGUGACAAUAUUGAUGCUCAAGAGGAGCCCACUGCAUCAAGUAUACCCCCUCAUCUUGCUUAUGUAGAUGCUACACAUCCUCUCGAUAUUCCAGACGAGGCGAGGUUGUCCGACGUUCCGUUGCCCAUUUCAUGGGAGAAUGCGGCGGAGAGGGUUCAAGACCCAUUCGAUCCGUAUGCCAUCUUGUCGUCGCCAGGCGAUUCAUCAGAAUCCGACAAUGAUGCUACCAUGGAAACCCCUCCAAACGAGAGAUGA